AUGAUGCGCGUUGUUUCCCAGAUCCUGUUGCAUGUUGCGCUGAAGCCUUCGAGUGCCUUCCGGCAGGAGGAGACAGGGGGCGGUCGGCUUUUAGACGGGCUUGACCGUGAAGAUGACUGGGACGAUCACCGGCACGUAGAUCACCAUGGUGGACUUGACCUGCUUGAGACUGACGAUGAUCUCAACACAUUGACAUGGUUUGAUGAGGUGGAGACCGACAGCCCUGCUACGGAGAUCAAAGUCUCGGCCCUGCGUUUCUGCAACAAGCUCUUCUUCGAAGCAAGCGCAGGGGCAGAGGUUCAGACACGAAAUCUGUUGCGCUCCCUUUUUUUGGUAAGACAUUUGGUGACUUUGUACACAAGGGGCACGUGGAUGAAGCGGCAGCUUCCAUCGUAA
Symbiodinium sp. CCMP2592 is the source of this 396-nucleotide messenger RNA. The record is from the annotation of a GenBank genome assembly. Lineage: Eukaryota; Dinophyceae; Suessiales; Symbiodiniaceae.